Messenger RNA from Sodiomyces alkalinus F11, 3726 nucleotides. RefSeq names its product nonsense-mediated mRNA decay protein. The transcript is spliced from 5 exons. Gene Ontology annotation, biological process: nuclear-transcribed mRNA catabolic process, nonsense-mediated decay. NCBI's taxonomy places the organism in Eukaryota, Fungi, Ascomycota, Sordariomycetes, Glomerellales, Plectosphaerellaceae. Gene Ontology annotation, molecular function: RNA binding; protein binding. Bases 172 to 3552 code for a protein of 1126 amino acids. Gene Ontology annotation, cellular component: cytoplasm; exon-exon junction complex. The record is from RefSeq and is a predicted model, not a curated record.
CGACACGGACCGCCACCUCUCUCUAGGCCCUUUAUCGAGUCCGUAGCAGCUCUGGUCGCGAAUUCCCUUCCAUCAGGCUGUGCGGAUGUAGCAUCUCAAGGUCCCCGGACCCCCCUCCCCCCUCCCCCUCCACACCACGUUAUACUAUAGAUUUCCCAUUCACGAUCCGUCAUGGACCGUGCCAGGAAGCGCGAACUGCGCUCCCUCAACUCUCGUGCAUGGGAUGGCGAGAAAGAUCUUGUCCCCGUGAGCAAGUCUCUCGACUCAUCCCUCAAGAAGAACACAGCUUUCAUUAAGCGACUGCGCACUGCCAUUUCCGCCGCAACCCUGAACACCUUCCUCCAAGAGAUCCGAGCUUUGAGCCUUCACAAGUACCUAUCCGAGAUCAUAUCUGCCUGCUAUGAGGGCCUGUGUCGCCUCAAAUCCCCUGGCGAGGUCGAUGCCGGCGUGGAGAUUGUCAGCGCCCUCCACCAGCGUUUCGGUCCUGCCGAAUUCACCGAGCAUCUCGGAUGGCUGCUGGGCAAGGGCAUGGCCACCCCCGACAAGAGCGCCCUCAAAACCCUGGCUGCCGAUGUUCGAGAAAAGGAGGAGAAAGACCGCCUGACCCGCCAGCGCGUCCUCCUGCGCGUCGUCACCGAGCUCUGGCUUGUCGGCGUGCUGAGGACCUUGGACCAUGUCACCCGCCCGGACGACGCCACCAAGGGGGCUACCGGCAAGGUUGCCGAGCUGAAGCACAAGACGGCCACCGGCAAGGGUGGCCCUGCCGAGCCGUUCCCCCUGGAGGUUCUGAAGGACCUCCUUGGCCAUGACCGCGAGCAUGCCAACCUGCCCUUGCUCGUCAUCUUCGUCAAGGCCUUCUCCUGGGACAUCCUCGGCGUCAAACCUGCCGGCUCCGAAGGCCGCAAGACGGUCGAGGAGGAUGGUGCGACCAUGCCCUCCAAUGGCUCGGCCCAACAUGCGACCGACUCUCUGCCCGAACCCGGUGCCGAUAAUACCGAUGCCUAUGCCCAUACCGGUGCCGAUGCCGAUGCCGAUGCCGAUGCCGAUGCCGAUGCCGAUGCUGAUGCCGGUGCCGGCGCGGACGCCGACUCUGCGCACCAGCCUUUCACCCCUCCCGACCUCCGGGAAAAAUUCAAAAACGUCCUCAAGCGAUACUUUGAAGACGUCAAGGGCCAUCUCAUCCGCGACCAAAAGGCGAUCCACGCGCAAGCUCGCCGAAACGCCGAGGCUUACGUCAAGUCGGGCGAGGUCUUCGAAGACCGGCAGGCGAACUUUGAGAAGCAAGUCAAGGCCCAGGAGCGACUGGUUGCCAAUGCCCAGGCCAUUGCCGACGUCAUCGGUGCCGAGAUGCCCGACCUCAAGGACAACGAGGAUUCUGGCGCAGGCAACGGCUCCAUCGGUCUUCUCAAGACCGGGGAGUAUCUCAAGGGCUUGGCCGACGGCGCUGGUAUCUGGGAAGACGAGGACGAGAGACGCUUCUACGAAAACCUCGUCGACCUAAAGGGCAAGGUGCCGGCCAUUCUGCUCGAAGAUGGCAAGAAGAAAAAGCCCGAAAACGACGAGCAGCAGGUCGGCAAGAAGCCUACCGACGCGGCUGAGGGCACCGAGCCCCUGAAGCCGCCCGAAGCGAUGGACGAGCAGUCGUUGGCCAUCGCCAACAAGACCAUCGGCGCCCAGGUCGAUGCUAUCAUCGCCCGCCUCCCCGACCUGACCACCAAGGAGGCCAUCGACGAAACGGCCGUCGACUUUUGCUUCCUCAAUUCGAAAGCCUCCCGGAACCGGCUCAUCAAGGCCCUGACCGAAGUUCCCAAGGGCCGAGGCGAUCUCCUGCCCUGUUGGGCGAGGCUGGCCGCCACCUUGGGCCAGUACAUGCCUGACAUCCCCAAGGGUCUCGUCGACUACCUGGAUGCCGAGUUUCGCAGCCUCCAGAGGCGCAAGGAAAAGGAAUUCCUCGGGCAGGUCCGCCUCGCCAACAUUCGGUACCUCGCUGAGCUUACCAAGUUUGGCGUCGUCCCCGAGCACGUUGUCUUCCACUGCCUCAAGGUUAGUAUGGACGACUUCUCCAAGAUGAACAUCGAGAUCAUCUGCAACCUGCUCGAGAACUGCGGGCGAUACUUGUUGCGCAACCCGGACACGUCGCCCCGCAUGGCCACCUUCCUCGAGACCCUCCAGCGGAAGAAGUCGGUCCAGCACAUCGGCCAAACCGAGCGCAUGCUCAUCGAGAACGCCGUGUACUACGUCGACCCGCCCGAGCGGCCUGCCAUUGAGCAGAAAGAGAGGACGCCCAUGGACCUGUUCAUUCGCCGGCUGAUCUACAUGGACAUGACGAAACGAAACGUCAGCAAGAUCCUGAAGCAGAUCCGGAGGCUGCACUGGGAGGAGUCGGACGUCGUAGGUAUCCUCGAGAAGGUGUUCUCCAGGCCAGGCCGUGUUAAGUACGGGAAUAUCCACCUCUUGGCCAUCCUAAUGGGCGCUCUCUACCGUUACCAUGCGUCGUUCGUCAUUCGAGUCAUCGACAACGUGAUCGAGUCCGUCGUCUUCGGUCUAGAAAUCAACGACUACAAGUAUUACCAACGGCGCAUCGCGGAGGUCAAGUACCUAGGCGAACUUUACAACUACAGGAUGGUGGAGCACCCGGUCAUCUUCGAUACCAUGUACAAGAUCGUGACGUUUGGACACGGCGGCCCUCCCGUCCCCGGCCGAAUCAACCCCUUGGACCCGCCCGACGAUUUCUUCCGGAUCCGACUGAUCGCGACCAUCUUGGAGACGUGCGGUAUGUACUUCGCCAAAGGUGCGGCCGGCAAGAAGUUGGACUAUUUCCUGUCCUUCUUCCAAUACUACAUCCACACCAAGCAGAUGUUGCCCAUGGACAUGGAAUUCAUCGUACAGGACACUUUCUCCCUGACGCGGCCCCAAUGGAAGCUCGCCACCAAUCUGGAAGAAGCGGCCAAGACGUUCCAGCUCGCCAUCGCGCAAGACCAGAAACUCUCGGGUGCCGAGAAGGCCGCAGCCGAAGCCGAGGCAGCCGAGGCGGACGACGCUUCUUCCGCGUCUUCCGACGACGACGAGGACGGCGAUCCGGAUCUGCCCGAAGGCGAAGCGGACGGUGACGAAGACGCGUCCGAGUCGGACGAGAACGAGAUGGGCCACGAAGACGAGGAACAUGCGGGCUCGGGGCGAGACUCCCACUCGAACUCGGACGACGAGGCCAUCGUCGUUACGCGGCAAGAGCAAUACAUUGAUCCGGAGGAGGAGGCCGAGUUUGAGCGGGAGUACGCCAGGAUGAUGGCUGAGAGUCUGGAAUCCCGCAAGUUUGAGCGCAAGCCGCUGUUUGACGUCCCCUUGCCGGUGCGGCCCAAGACCAAGGAUCUCUCUAGCUCGAACGACCCGGCGGCAUCGGGACCUGGUCCUGGCCCUGGCCCUACCAUGGCAUUCUCGCUUUUGACGAAGAAGGGCAACCGCCAACAGGUAAACCCGUCCAAUAGAAUAAGAAGAAGAAAAAGGAGAAAGAAAAAAAGGAAAAAUUGGGAACUGACAACAGUGGAUUCAUAGACACGCACGGUGGAAGUGCCAUCCGAUUCGACGUUCGCUGUCGCGAUGAAGAACCAGCAGCAGGCCGAGAAAGAGGAGCAACAGCGCAUCAAGAACCUCGUACUCAAUUACGAAAUUCGGGAGAACGAAGAACAAGACGUUCAAGAGAAGCCGAGCAGUUAUCACUACAACCGG